Vitis vinifera (wine grape) is the source of this 1295-nucleotide messenger RNA. Its product is annotated as mediator of RNA polymerase II transcription subunit 20a. Gene Ontology annotation, biological process: regulation of transcription by RNA polymerase II. Gene Ontology annotation, cellular component: mediator complex. The transcript is spliced from 5 exons. The record is from RefSeq and is a predicted model, not a curated record. The coding region runs from base 396 to 1064 and encodes 222 amino acids. Lineage: Eukaryota; Viridiplantae; Streptophyta; Magnoliopsida; Vitales; Vitaceae. Gene Ontology annotation, molecular function: transcription coactivator activity.
AGGUUUUUUUAGUUGUCUAUCACCAUUUCUAAAACUUCUCAUUUAUUUUUCUAAAUUUUUUUUGCAUAGAAAUUAAAUAAUUUUAUUAAAUAAAUAUAAAUAUUUUUAUAUAAAAAAUACCAACCAAAUUUUUUUUUUCAUUCAUCUUAUUUUGACUUGGUAAAUAAAAGACCAUGAAAAAUGAUGAAUUUUUAUUUGAUUGUCUUUUAAAGGAAAUAAUAAUAAAUUUAUAUUGAAAUUUCUAUAUUCUUAAAUUUCUUAAUUUUUACUCGAAAAAUGGUCUCAUCCAAGUAACAAAAGAUGUGAUACAACAGAACCAUGUCGUUUUCUCAUUCCCAGUCGACACAACUCCUGAGCAGGUUGGCACAGCUGCACUGUCGCCUAUCUUGUUCACGAUGCCUCUCAAAUGGGUUUUUCAUUGGCAACCCAAUGCCGGAACAACGGUCAACAGUCAAAUGAUCAACGAAGUUUCACAGUGCGUCGAGAGCAUCAAUGGCGUCAAAGAAGGAAGGUGGAAGGCUACUCUCACUUUCUACAAACCCAUGUUUCGAGAUCAGGCAGUUCCUGCAGAAUACCCCCGUGAUUUUCUUGGGAUUUCGCUCCCGGAACAGCCCAACCGGUACUACUUUAUAAUUCGCAGCCAGAAGAUAGUGCUCGAAGCUGAUUCAUCAAUUCAGAUGAUAAUGGAGAAAUUGCAAUCUUACAAAUCGAGGGUGUCGCUUACUUUCGAGGGAUUUCAGUAUCAACUCGGUGACUUCCAAUUACGAGUUGGUAAAGUUGCUCCAAGCGCCUCUGAGAAUUUGAGGGGAAUAGUUUUUGAGGUGGAGUAUCUGCCCCUUUCUUCAAUGGAAAAAUCCCGGCAAAUCUUGGAUGGGUUUGUUGAAAUAUGGCAAGAAGCCAUGUCGAAAAGGUCAUUACCAGGUCAUUUUAUGCAUAUAGAACCAAACUUUGCAGAGUUUGGCCUCUCAGACCACUACACUUCGCAACACACAGCUGUUCAGUAUGCUACUGUCAUGGCUCAACUCAUCUCGGCAGUCCAAACAGCUCAGGGAGUGAGAAAUUAGCUACUUAUAAAAAAAUUCACUCUCUGUAUGUGCUUGUAUCAUUGGUUUAUUGGAAUCCUACUCUGUUUGAAACUAAUUUUCCUAGACUGUAACAUUCUUUUCAAUUCCAGAAGAUAGCAUGGUGGGAAUGAGUAAAACGGGGUGGCCUCAACAUUUUAGAGAACCAAACAGAUGUGAGAUUGCAACAGGCCCAAAGUUGGCUCUCUUUUUUGUACAAGCCAAAAUUUUCUA